Messenger RNA from Nannospalax galili (Upper Galilee mountains blind mole rat), 748 nucleotides. Its product is annotated as transmembrane emp24 domain-containing protein 11. The record is from RefSeq and is a predicted model, not a curated record. The transcript has 5 exons. The coding region runs from base 47 to 694 and encodes 215 amino acids. Gene Ontology annotation, cellular component: Golgi apparatus; endoplasmic reticulum-Golgi intermediate compartment; COPII-coated ER to Golgi transport vesicle. NCBI's taxonomy places the organism in Eukaryota, Metazoa, Chordata, Mammalia, Rodentia, Spalacidae. Gene Ontology annotation, biological process: endoplasmic reticulum to Golgi vesicle-mediated transport; Golgi organization; intracellular protein transport.
UGGUUCAUUCAAAGAAGGGCCACCAGGAGUGGUUAAUGCCACAGAGAUGCAAAUACUGUUGCUUUUUCUAUGUUUCAGUUUUACAUGUUCAGCUGCUUUUUAUUUCCACACAGCAGAGCGAGAGGAGAAAUGCAUAAUUGAAGAUGUUCCAAGUGACACGUCGGUGUCAGGGACUUUCAAGGUACAGCAGUGGGACAUGGACAGACACGACUUUCUUGAAUCUGCUCCUGGUUUGGGAAUGUUUGUGACAAUUACAACUUACAAUGAUGAGGUGUUAUUAUCCAAGUUAUAUGGUGCACAGGGGACAUUUUAUUUUACUUCACAUUCACCUGGUGAACACAUCAUUUGCUUUGAAUCUAAUUCUACACGACUUGUGUCAUUUGGAGGCAGUAAGCUGCGUAUCCAUUUAGAUAUUCGAGUUGGAGAACAUGACCUUGAUGCAGCUAUUGCUCAAGCAAAGGACAAAGUUAACGAAGUUACCUUCAAGCUUCAACGUAUAAUUGAACAAACGGAGCAAAUAAUCAAAGAACAAAACUAUCAAAGGGACCGUGAAGAAAAUUUCCGAAUGACCAGUGAAGAUACAAAUAGAAAUGUUUUAUGGUGGGCUUUCACACAAAUAUUAAUCUUUGUCUCAGUUGGAAUUUUUCAAAUGAAGCACCUGAAAGAUUUCUUUAUAGCUAAGAAGCUUGUAUAAAAUUUUAUAAAUGAAAGCCAAUAAUUUGCAUGUUUGAAUUAAUAAACCAAAAUA